AGCUACGGGAUAAAAAUGGUCCCACUAACCCGAGCGGGGUGCGGGGUCCGGGAGAACGCGAGGGAGUUACGUGAGAUCAGGCAAUCAGGGCAGGCCCUCGGGGGUCUCCCCUGGGGUCUCUGUGCCCCCGCCCCGCCCCCGCCGGGGCCCCUGGACCGCGAGAUGCUUCUGGCUCCGGAUGGCCUCCCCACCCCCGCUCAUCUGCGCGCUCCUCCUGCGGCGAUUCUGGCCCUGCCCGCCAGGAGGGGGGGCCCGGGCCGGGUCGCCGCCGCGCGCGGCAGGAGGAGCCCGGGCGUCCGGCGCGCGCCCACCCCGGGGGCGGGUGAUCCCGGCCGCGCGCGUGACUCCGCCCCGCCCCGCCCCAGCUCGCGCUCUACCUAUCCGCCCCGCGCCGCAGACGCUCCGGGUCCUCGGAGUCUUCCGCGGGCGCCGAGCCCGCCCCGCGGAGCCCAUGGAGCCGGCGCGGGGCGCGCUCCGUGCGAGCGGCGGGGCCGAGGCGCUGCUGCGCGAGCUGGAGGGUUCCUGUGCCUGCGCUCCGAGAAUCUCCUGGUCUUUGCCCUGGGCGUCACCGUCCUGGGUGUGUGCCACUACACGCUCACUGUCAAGGGCAGCCACCUUGCCACUCAUGGAGCCCUCACCGAGUCCAAACGCUGGAGCCAGAUCUGGGUGCUUUUCUUCGUGGAGGUAUGCACGUCCUUCACUGCAGAGCACGCCAGGUACGGACACGUCAAGGUGCACCACGCGUACACCAACGUGCUGGGCCUGGGGGACUCAAGCACGUGGAGGCUGCCUUGCCUCAACCGCUACGUCUACAUGUUCCUCGCGCCUCUCCUGAUCCCCAUCAUAACCCCGCUGGUGGCUGUCGAACGGCUGAGGGAGGUGGAGCUCAGGACAGCCCUGCGGACGCUUGGCCUGAUUUCCCUGGGCCUUUAUUCUCACUACUGGCUGCUCCUGAAUGUGUCCGGCUUCCAGAGCCCCAGCUCAGCCCUGGUCUGCAUGCUCGUCACCAGAUCCCUGCUGGCCCACCCUUACCUUCAUGUCAACAUCUUCCAGCACAUCGGGCUGCCCAUGUUCUCCCGGGACAAGAAGCCCCAGCGGAUUCACAUGAUGAGCCUGGGGGUGCUUAACCUGCCCCGGCUGCCCGUGCUGGACUGGGCGUUCGGGCACUCCCUCAUCAGCUGCCACGUGGAGCACCACCUCUUCCCCAGGCUGUCCGACAACAUGUGCCUGAAGGUGAAGCCCGUGGUGUCCCAGUUCCUCCGUGAGAAGCAGCUGCCGUACAACGAGGACUCCUACCUGGCUCGCUUCCGGCUGUUUCUGCACCACUACCAGGAGCUCAUGGUGCAGACCCCUCCCAUCACAGAGCUGGUGGGGCUGCAGUGAGGGCCGGGCCCGGCACAGUCAGCCCGCCCUCCCUCCGGGCCCACCCGCGGCUCUCCUGUUUCUGCCGGCCGUCCCUGGGGCUGGGAGGGGCGGGCCCUUGCCCAGUGGGCGUGGCUCGGCUGCCUGGAGUGUGGAGGUGCGGGGUGGGCCGUGAGACGGGGAGCUCAUGCUGGGGGGCCGGGGGGUCACCUGCCCUGCUUGCUUUUCCGGGCUUUGAGGAAUAUCUGGAGGAAAGGAAUAAAGGUGGCCAGGCAUCCUUGUCAGUCUGGACCUCA
Molecule: messenger RNA, 1658 nt
Organism: Kogia breviceps (pygmy sperm whale)
Lineage: Eukaryota; Metazoa; Chordata; Mammalia; Artiodactyla; Physeteridae
Source: RefSeq, a predicted model, not a curated record